GGAUCAGGAUAUAGCUUUCGUCUUGGGCAAGAAGUGUCUUAUUAUUCUCUGCAUUGGAUAGCCGUGCAAUUGGCACCUCUUUGUGGGUUUCUGUGGUCUUCCUAUUACUUUUCAAGGGUGGAAUUUUUGAGUCUGCGGGGGACUCUCAACCGUCAAGAUGGUGAAUAUCACAGAUAAGAUUAAGGAGAUUGAAGAUGAGAUGAAAAGGACGCAGAAGAAUAAGGCGACAGAAUAUCAUCUUGGUCUGCUAAAAGGAAAACUUGCUCGACUAAGGGCACAGCUCCUAGAACCCGCAGGCGGCGCCGGGUCUGGUGGUGGUGCAGGCUUCGAUGUCAGCAAAAGCGGUGAUGCUCGUGUGGCGUUGGUGGGCUUUCCAUCCGUCGGAAAGUCGACGUUUCUAUCCAAGAUCACCAAGACGAAGAGCGAAGCUGCUGCCUAUUCUUUCACGACAUUGACGGCUAUUCCCGGUGUCCUGGAAUACGGGGGUGCUGAGAUCCAGAUCCUCGAUUUACCUGGUAUCAUUGAGGGUGCCGCUGAGGGUAAGGGAAGAGGAAGACAAGUCAUAUCCGCCGCAAAGACAAGUGAUCUGAUCUUAAUGGUCCUCGAUGCCACAAAACGUGCCGAGCAAAGGAGUCUUCUGGAAGCCGAGUUGGACGCAGUGGGUAUUCGACUCAACCGCGAGCCUCCCAAUAUCUACUUGAAAGCAAAGAAAGCCGGUGGCAUGAAGAUCACCUUCCAGACACCCCCGAAAUACCUCGAUGAGAAGAUGAUCUUCAAUGUGCUUCGCGAUUAUAAAAUUCUCAACUGCGAAGUCCUGGUCAGAGAUGAGAAUGCUACGAUUGACGAUUUCAUCGAUGUGAUCAUGAAAGACCAUAGAAAGUAUAUCCAAUGCCUGUACGUCUACAACAAGAUUGAUAGCGUGAGUCUGGACUUCCUCGACCAACUCGCCCGCGAGCCCCAUACUGCCGUGAUGAGCUGCGAGCUCGACCUCGGAGUCCAGGACGUUGUCGAGAGGAUCUGGAAGGAGUUGAGAUUAAUUCGGGUCUACACAAAGCGGAAGGGAGAGGACCCGGAUUUCAGCGAAGCGCUCAUUGUGCGAAGCAACUCCUCUAUCGAGGAUGUCUGCGACCAGAUUCAUCGCACGCUCAAGGAGACUUUUAAGUACGCCCUGGUGUGGGGGGCAAGUGCUAGACAUAUCCCGCAGCGGGUGGGCUUGGGCCAUGUUGUUUCAGAUGAGGAUGUGGUGUCUAUAGUGGCGAAAUAAGUAUGCAUACCUGAAAAGAAAAUACGAUUACUAUGGCAUUUGUACAGUCUGAACUGCGAUGUUCUAAGGAGUGUCUGCUACCUGUAGAUUAAGUGUUGGUUAGGUCGCCAUAUCUUCUAUAUAACCAGUUUCACUCCCUC
Messenger RNA from Penicilliopsis zonata CBS 506.65, 1404 nucleotides. RefSeq lists its product as hypothetical. The record is from RefSeq and is a predicted model, not a curated record. Gene Ontology annotation, cellular component: cytoplasm. The transcript has 10 exons. Lineage: Eukaryota; Fungi; Ascomycota; Eurotiomycetes; Eurotiales; Aspergillaceae. Gene Ontology annotation, biological process: cytoplasmic translation. The coding region runs from base 158 to 1264 and encodes 368 amino acids. Gene Ontology annotation, molecular function: GTP binding; GTPase activity.